This is a messenger RNA of Oryza sativa Japonica Group (Japanese rice), 1905 nucleotides long. Its product is annotated as disease resistance protein PIK6-NP. Gene Ontology annotation, biological process: defense response to other organism. NCBI's taxonomy places the organism in Eukaryota, Viridiplantae, Streptophyta, Magnoliopsida, Poales, Poaceae. Gene Ontology annotation, molecular function: ADP binding. The record is from RefSeq and is a predicted model, not a curated record.
AUGACAUGCAAAAACAUAUAUAAGCUAGAAGGUCUUAAAGAAGAUGCGGCAUUUGCACUCUUCAAGAACAAGGUAUUUGUAGAUAGUUCAAAUAUUGAUUUGGAUCUUGACAUGAUUACUCAAGCAAAACUCAUCAUAAAGGAGUGUGAUGGUCAUCCUCUUGCAAUAACCAAUAUUGCUGGUUUCUUGGCAAGAAAGCAAAAAACAACUACAGAAUGGAAGAAGUUGAAUGAUAAUUUUACUUCUGGGCGCAAACGCAUAGUAAGACGUUGGGUUGCAGAAGGUUACAUAAGUAAGACUCAUAGCUUGAGUGCAGAAGAAGUUGGUGAGAGCUAUUUUGCAGAGCUUAUCAAUAGAAGCAUCAUUCAACCAUCAGAACCAGUACCAGCUCACAAUGUUGGCAAUAUUGAAUAUUGUCGAGUACAUAAUCUUAUGCACAAGAUUAGUGUUUCAAAAUCCAUGGAAGAAAAUCAUGGCUUUGUACUUGAAGUUAGCUCUAAUAAUGAAGGUACAGUACGACAUUUAUCUAUAAUCAACACUGGUGAGACAAACAAGAACGCAUUGAAGUGUGUUGACCUAACCCAUGUACGAUCAGUGACUAUAUUUGGAGAGUGCAGAGCAUCUUUAGAUUUUAGCAUGAUGAGGAUGCUUCGGAUUCUUGAUUUGGAGGGCACAUCUGGUUUGAAAGAUCGUGACCUGAGUCAAAUUGGCAAUUUUCUUCACCUUAGGUACCUUUCAUUGAGAGGAUGCACUGAUAUCUAUCAUCUACCAAAUUCAUUGGGCAACUUGUGGGACAUCCAGAUGUUAGAUGUCAGUGGCACAAGUAUCAUCAAGCUACCAAAGACCAUCACCAAGCUAAAGAAGCUCCACUACCUUCGUGCCGGCCAUGUACCAAAGGAUGAUGCCACCUCUUCUAUAGAGUUGAAAGAAUCAAGUGAUCUUUCGAAAAUGGAGCACGAGCCAAUUAAUGAUUUGGAAAUACCAGAUGUUGAAGUCAAAUCAGUUCAAUUUGGCAUGACGGUAUUGGACACGACAAAAGCAUAUAUCACAAAAACAAUGCAAAAUAAUGACAAUGUAAAUAAGCAUGACAUAUUCCACAAAUAUUGCAAGGUCUUGUUACCUGGCAUUCCACAGGGACUUGAUAUGUAUGGUGUUAAAGCACCUGAAGGGAUUGGCCAACUGAAUGACCUGCACACACUUGGUGUUGUUAACGUUGCAGCCGGGAAAGUCAUAUUGCGUGAGCUUGAAAAACUUAAAAAACUACAUAAGUUAGGAUUGACGGGUGUCAAUAAGAAAAAUAGCCAAGCUAUCCUAUCUGCCAUUGCAAACCUUGCCCUCUUACACUCAUUAUCAUUGCAAGCAGAGGGGGAACCAGGUUUACAAGGUUGUUUGGAUCACACAUUUGCACCUCCAAGUAAGCUUCAAAGUCUCAAGAUUUAUGGAAAUCUAGUUACACUACCAAUAUGGAUCACCCAACUCCAGAAUUUGGCUAAGUUGAAGCUUAGGAGCACCCAGUUGAAGUUGGCUCCUUCCAUGGAAAUCCUUGGGAAGCUACCACAUUUGGUCAUUCUACGACUGUGGAAGAAUUCUUUUCUUCAGAGCAAAAAAAUACUUUUCGAUUUUCAGCAGGGCACUUUCCCAAGCCUUGUAGUGAUGGAGCUUAAAGAUCAAGAAGGCCUCAAAUCAUUAAACUUCUUGCAAGGAGCGAUGCCAAGGCUUGAGUUGCUGCAGAUAAAUAAUUGCAUGCACAUAGACAACAAUGGGUUUUUUGGUGUGUCAUCUCUUCCAAGCCUGAAAGAAGUUAUGCUCAUGGGUGACCACAACGAGGAACUAAUGAAGAACCUGCGUGACCAGCUUGCUCUAAAUCAAAACCAACCAGUUCUAAGGGGGCAUGACCACUUAUGA